UCUUCGGUGGCUUGAAUCAUUUGUAGGGAGUAUUUAAAGAGCCGGUCAGAUUCUGGACUAGAGUCGAGUCUGUCGCGCCUCUGUUGCCGGUAGUAGAGCUCGCGAUGCUGCGAAUGAAGUCAACUAAGGAAACUAUCACACUCUUUAAUCGGAACAAUAGGUCUAUUAACAAUAAACGUGACCUGUAGUGAGUAAUCACAAAUCACAGCGUUGUUCUAUAUACGCAUACAAACAAGCAUAAGCUCAUAAAAAGAGGAAUAGUUGUGUGCCUAAUUUCUCCUAUUGCUGUAAAAAGGGGCAAAAAGACGGUGUCGUUUAAGUUUUGUCGAAUGAACCGACCUUGAUCCAACAAGCAAGUAUCAACAGAGAAGUCUCGACCACGAUAUAUUUACCUCGAUACAGCAGACGACAUUUUCACCUUACCAGGGUGACAAGACAUUUUUUUACAAAGUAAAGUAUUCAUCGUUUGAUUUUCGGGGAUCAGUUAGUCUUCAAGAAGACAUUUGUCAAGAAUGGUCCGAUUAAGACCCGUAGUGGCUUUGCUACCUCUUAUAUUAGUUUCGAUUAAUGCGUAUGAUAUGAAGAAUCCUGAGAUCUCCCUCUUGACUACUGGGGGAAUCCGAUUCGCAUACCCAGAUGAACCUGGCAUUACCCUGGUAGCUUUUCACUAUAGCAUCAAUACACCGCUGUCUGGUGUUAACGUUGGUCAAUAUAACUAUGAUGUCACUACUAAAACAGGAGCAUACUUCGUCCAUGAAAAUACAGAAGUGGAUGUCAAGAAAGGUGAUGUGGUGAACUACUGGGUGUAUGUGAAUUACUAUGGCCCUGGCUAUCAAUUACUUGAACAAUCAUGGACAGCAUCAGAAGCUCCUGCAACCGUAUCCCCUGCAUCCAACCCUCCUGCAAGCAACCCUCCUGCAAGCAACCGUCCUGCGACCGAAUCCCCUGCAACUGAACCCCCUGCAACCAACCCUCGUGCAAGCAACCGUCCUGCGACCAACCCUCCUGCAACCGAACCCCGUGCAACCAACCCUCCUGGAGUCACGAAUCCUCCUAAACCAGUCACAGGUAUCCCAUCGCAGUGUAGCAAGUACCCUUGCUAUAAAUCAUGUGACAUGUCAACUCCACCUUGCAAUGGUCUUAUCUUCCAAGAAGAGUUCGAUUCUUUAAAUCUUGACAUCUGGGAGCAUGAACUGACUGCUGGAGGAGGAGGGAACUGGGAAUUUCAAUAUUAUACCAAGAACGUGUCAAACAGCUAUGUUCGGGAUGGAAAACUCUUCAUAAAACCAACCCUAACCACCGAUAAACUGGGAGAAGGUUCGCUGUCAUCUGGAACAUUAGACCUUUGGGGUUCAUCCCCAGCUAACUUGUGUACCGGCAAUGCAUGGUUUGGAUGUAUGCGACAGGGAUCCGAUAAUAAUCUAUUGAAUCCGAUACAGUCUGCUCGUCUGCGUACUGCCGAAUCUUUCUCAUUCAAGUAUGGACGACUGGAGGUCGAGGCUAAGCUACCCACUGGUGAUUGGCUUUGGCCAGCUAUCUGGCUUUUGCCUAAGCAUAACGCAUAUGGGGAAUGGCCUGCCUCUGGAGAAAUAGAUUUGCUUGAAAGCAGAGGUAACACUAACCUCAAAGACGCGGAUGGUUUGUCAGCUGGAGUAGAUCAGGUGGGCUCUACUAUGCAUUGGGGACCAUUCUGGCCUCUUAACGGAUAUCCAAAGACACACGCAACAAAGAAUCUCCCUGACGGACAAACCUUUGGAUCGGGCUUUCACAAGUACACAUUGGACUGGACUCAAGACUCAAUGAAAUUCUACGUGGAUGAUGAGCUUCUAUUGAAUGUCGAUCCUGGUACAGGCUUCUGGGACUUGGGUGAAUUUGAAACUGAUGCACCAGGCAUUGACAAUCCAUGGACUUACAAUCCUAAUAAACUCACUCCAUUCGAUCAAGAGUUCUACUUGAUCCUGAACGUAGCUGUAGGAGGAGUCAACUAUUUCGGUGAUGGGCUGACAAACACCCCUCCUAAACCAUGGACUAAUGACUCACCUACAGCCUCUAAGGAUUUCUGGUCUGGCUAUAACGAUUGGUAUCCUACAUGGAAUGGCGAGGAAGCAGCUAUGCAGGUCAACUAUGUUCGUGUGUACGCAGAACCCGGGCAGACAACUUAUCACCUCCGUGAUCGAUAAAUAAUGUACCAUCAAAACCUGCUGUGAUCUGUAAAAGAACCAUUUUGGAAUUCCAAUGAAAAAAAGGCAAUUUUUAGAUGUUUGUGAAUAUAGCGUGUUCAUAUAAUUUUAUACUCUACAUAAUAUUCCAAUCAAUUACGACGCGUACAGACUUGAGUAGUUUACACGACUACGAUAAUGACGAUACGAAAUUAUACAAGAGUAAAAUUCUUACUUCGUCGUUGACAACCAUGUAUUAAAAUGAUACUGAUGAAGCCUUCUGGGUAAACAAAAUUAUUAUUAUAUUUUCAUUAAAAACUUCCCUCGAGUCCCUCCACACCUUGAUAUCACCAUCUCUGACUGUCAACGUGCAUUUUUAAUAAUGGUUCCCUUGCUUUGCUUCC
This is a messenger RNA of Strongylocentrotus purpuratus (purple sea urchin), 2563 nucleotides long. RefSeq names its product beta-1,3-glucan-binding protein-like. The transcript has 14 exons. NCBI's taxonomy places the organism in Eukaryota, Metazoa, Echinodermata, Echinoidea, Camarodonta, Strongylocentrotidae. Gene Ontology annotation, biological process: carbohydrate metabolic process. The record is from RefSeq and is a predicted model, not a curated record. Gene Ontology annotation, molecular function: carbohydrate binding; hydrolase activity, hydrolyzing O-glycosyl compounds. The coding region runs from base 513 to 2180 and encodes 555 amino acids.